GGGGUUGUUGAGGACUCAGAUGCAGGACGAUAGAUGAGGCACGAAGUUCAAACAAGUAUUUAAUAACAAACAAAAUGCUCUGCAAGCAUGGCAGGAAAAUACAAAAUCGAAAAAAUCAAAAGAAAUCAACAUGACAUGGAAACAUGGAAACUGGAACAUGACGUGGAAACAUGGAACAUGGCAUGAAGACAUGGAGCUAACAUUAAGGAUGCAACAAGGAACAAAGGGAAAGGCAGGCCGAUAUAUAUACACAUGAGGACUGAGGGAUGACAAGACACUGGUGAGACACAUGAGGGCAAUCAACGCAUGUGAAACCAAUUUACAAUCACGAGACAAGGAGGCACUAACAGGAAACCCAGAAACUUAACAAAAUAAAACAGGAAACACAAUACAUGACCCAGACACACAUGACCAACCACAAGGAGACAGGACAGACAGGAAACGAGAUAACUUGACAAAAUAAAACAGGGAACUUCAAAACAUGAUCACAAAAUAAAAGACAGACAAUGAACCUUGACAGAGGCGGUUCGAGUUUGUUCAGUGUCCUGGGCAAAUUUUAGUAAUGUACACUACAUAAUGGUUAAUAUUUACAAAUAGUAUACAGAACAGAUUUGCGGUGAAUGUUCUUGUUUAAGUAUAAUGCAUUUGAAUCUUUAUUCUAUAUUUAAAAUACUGUGAAUGUUUACAGUACUCCUUGGUUCCUCUAAGUGUCACCAUAAAACAACAGACUGGUGUGAAGGGAAUAAAAAUGACAGACAUUUUGUGGGCGUUACAGUGGUUGUUAAAUGUAGUCAGUUUGAGAUGUGUGAUAUUUGCGACAAUCACCUUGGCAAUCAAGACUCCACCUCCACCUAAUAAAGAUCAGAGACCGAAAUCUAAAGAACAGAGUGUGCUGUGGACAGCCAAGAUGUCAAGGCUGUGGCUUUUCAUUUUUCUGUACUGGGCAUGGAGCCCUCAGUGUCUUCCGUCCACUGUUAGCUACAUUGGUACACCACAGGAGUGUGAAAAGGCUCCCUUUGUCCCUGGUUACAAUCUGGGUGGAGAAGGCUUUGACAUCGUCACAAUGAAGAGGAAAGGCGCCUAUGUCAUCGACACUGAAUCGUGGAAACUUGGAGACGGCACUUGCAGGUUGUACAGUAACACCUACAUGAAUCAAGUGAAACAGAAGGUCCCGGUCGCUGUGCUGGAUUGGAGAGUCCUCCCCAAAUGCAGUUUAACAGUCUCCAGCACAGCCUAUGAUUCUGUUGAGACCCUUGUCAAUGAUUCCACAUCAUCUGUGUCCAAUGACUGGAAAGUUGGCCUUGACAUCUCUGUAGAUUCUUCUGACACUGUUGGGGUUAGUUUGGGAGGUUCCCACUCCAGAGAAUCAAUGCUUGCCAUGCAGAAAUCCAAACAAGACCGCUACUCCUUCUUUCGUCAUUCAGUCCACUGUAGCUACUAUAGCUACAGACUGGCAACAAAUCCUCCAUUGAGCCAUGAGUUUGACUCAGCUGUGAAUUCCCUUCCCUCCUAUUCCCCUGCAACUGUGCAAUUGUAUCACGAUUUGAUUGACACAUAUGGUACACAUUACAUCACACAAGUGUCUCUAGGAGGAGAAAUCAAGGCCAUCACUUCUGUGAAAACCUGCGCAGCCACCAUCAAUGGACUGUCGGAAACAGAGGUCAAGGAUUGUCUUGAAGUUGAGGCCUCCGCUAGCUUUGCCAGCACUGCCAGGAUUAAGGCCAUGACCAAACACUGUCAAGAUAAGAAAAAGUUAGGCCAAAGUUUCAGCAACACAUUUAAUGAGCGGAGCACAGAGGUGAUCGGUGGACACAUUGAUGGAGCCGAUGUCCUCUUUCAGGGACUCUCUUUCUCUGUCUAUAAAAAUUGGAUUGACGGUCUGAAAUCAAUUCCUGAUGUUGUUCGAUAUAACUUAAAGCCUCUGCACACCAUACUACCAAGUAGUCAUCCUGCCAGGUCUGGACUGAAGCAAGAGGUGGAGAAGUACAUCAAGAAAAAUGCAGUGUUGCAUAAAUGUUCAGAAAGUUGUAAGAUUGGUCACAGGUCUAACAAAAGAGAUCCUUGUGCUUGUGUCUGUACUGGUAGCCAGACUGUGAAGUCAAACUGCUGUCCUGCUAAGAAAGGUCUGGCUACAUUAACGGUAUUCAAUCUUUAUGCACAGGGUUUGUAUGGUGACAGAAUCACUCAGACAGAUGGUUCAGUGGAGGUUAAAUAUGGUGACCAGACAAAGCGUACUGCUAUUAUCUUGAAUAAUGACAAUCCUAAAUGGCAUGAGAAGUUUCAGUUUGGACCAGUUACUAUUGACAUGAAAAACAAACUCAGGUUCCGUAUUUAUGAUGAGGACACUUACUGGAACAGAGACCUGCUUGGUGAGUGUUCAUUUGAUCUGUAUAGUGGGACAAGGACAGAUAGCUGCAUGUUAAAUCAUGGUACCUUCUUCUUCUCCUACAUUGUGGAGUGUGCACCAAGUCUUGGUGGUGACCAGUGUCAGGAUUAUGAUCCCUCUCCCAUGAAUGCACUCUUGGCCAAGGUCUUCUACACCAGAAAUGGGGUCCUUGCUGGAGGUACUGGCACUUCAUCUGCCAAAUCAGUCAGUGAGUCAGGUUGAGGCAGCUGUUGAUGUGAGAUGAGGUGAAUAAGGAUUUGAUUUAACAGUAAAUAUUUACUUGUAGUUCAUAGCAUUCUUUCUCUGACCUGUUUCUGCAAAUAUAAUUAGGUUCCCCAAAAUGUUCAUUUGGUGGAACCUAGAAUUCUAAUCCACUGUUUUAUGCUUCCUUCUUCUAUUUUUACAACAUAUGACAAUAAAGCAUCA
This is a messenger RNA of Mugil cephalus (flathead mullet), 2812 nucleotides long. RefSeq names its product perforin-1-like. NCBI's taxonomy places the organism in Eukaryota, Metazoa, Chordata, Actinopteri, Mugiliformes, Mugilidae. The coding region runs from base 749 to 2608 and encodes 619 amino acids. The transcript is spliced from 3 exons. The record is from RefSeq and is a predicted model, not a curated record.